Eutrema salsugineum is the source of this 1719-nucleotide messenger RNA. Its product is annotated as anti-sigma-I factor RsgI6. Bases 1 to 1719 code for a protein of 572 amino acids. Gene Ontology annotation, biological process: carbohydrate metabolic process. Gene Ontology annotation, molecular function: hydrolase activity, hydrolyzing O-glycosyl compounds. Lineage: Eukaryota; Viridiplantae; Streptophyta; Magnoliopsida; Brassicales; Brassicaceae. The transcript has 6 exons. The record is from RefSeq and is a predicted model, not a curated record.
AUGAAGCUUCUGCUGCUGCUGCUUGCCUUCUGCAUACUUUCUCUAUCAAGGUGUGAAGAAAAUUUCGUACCUUAUGAUUACUCGGCAACGAUAGAGUGUCUAGAGAACCCUUAUAAACCACAAUACAAUGGAGGGAUUAUCGUGAACUCUGACUUACAAAAUGGUUCACAAGGCUGGUCACAAUUCGGAAACGCCAAAGUCGAUUUCAGAGAAUUUGGAGGCAAUAAGUUUGCUGUUGCAGGAGAGAGGAAUAAAUCUUAUGAUAGCGUCUCACAGAAGGUUUAUUUGGAAAAGGGACUUUUUUACACUUUCUCUGCUUGGUUACAAGUAACCAAAGGAAAGGCUCCCGUGACAGCCGUUUUCAAGAAGAACGGUGAAUAUAAGCACGCCGGUUCUGUUAUUUCUGAAUCCAAAUGUUGGUCCAUGCUCAAAGGUGGUCUAACUGUUGAUGAAUCUGGUCCUUCCGAACUCUACUUUGAGAGCGAGGACACAACAGUUGAGAUAUGGGUUGAUAGUGUCUCAUUGCAACCAUUCACACAAGAAGAGUGGAACUCUCACCACGAGCAGAGCAUCCACAAGGCGAGAAAAGGAACCGUAAGGAUCAGAGCGGUGAACAGCGGAGGCGAGCCACUACCAAACGCAACCAUUUCUAUCGUACAGAACAGACUAGGGUUCCCAUUCGGGUGCGCAGUAGAAAAGAACAUACUUGGGAAUCAAGCAUACCAAAACUGGUUCACUAAGAGGUUCACCGUGACAACGUUCGGGAACGAGAUGAAAUGGUACAGCACCGAAAGAGUUAGAGGCAAAGAGGAUUACUCGACCGCAGACGCGAUGUUGAGAUUCUUCAAGCAGCACGGAGUCGCUGUGCGUGGCCACAAUAUUUUAUGGGAAGACCCUAAGUAUCAACCUAGAUGGGUGAGUUCUUUGUCAGGUAAGGAUCUCUACAACGCCGUGAAACGAAGGGUUUUCUCGGUGGUCUCGAGAUACAAAGGCCAGCUUGCGGGUUGGGAUGUUGUGAAUGAGAAUCUCCAUUUCUCCUUCUUUGAGAGCAAGAUGGGUCCUAAAGCCUCUUAUAACACCUAUGCGGAGGCGCAUAUCAUCGAUCCAAGGACAACAAUGUUUAUGAAUGAAUUCAAUACUUUAGAGCAGCCGGGAGAUUCGGCUUCUAGUCCAGCAAGAUAUUUACAGAAGCUUAGGGAGCUUCAAUCUAUUAGGGUUUCCGGAAGCAUUCCGUUAGGGAUAGGUCUUGAGUCUCAUUUCAGUACUCCUAACAUUCCGUAUAUGAGAUCAGCUCUUGACACUCUUGCUGCCACUGGUUUGCCUAUUUGGCUCACUGAGGUUGACGUCGAUGCUCCUCCAAAUGUCCGGGCCAAGUAUUUCGAGCAGGUCCUUAGGGAAGGUCACGCGCAUCCGCAAGUGAAAGGAAUGGUGACGUGGACUGGUUAUUCUCCAACAGGUUGCUACCGAAUGUGCCUCACCGAUGGAAACUUCAGGAACUUACCAACCGGAGACGUUGUGGACAAACUUCUGCGUGAAUGGGGAGGGCUUCGUGGGCAAACCACAGGUUUAACUGAUGCUGAUGGAUUCUUUGAAGCUUCACUCUUCCAUGGUGACUAUGAUCUCAAUAUUGCUCAUCCUCUCGCCAAUUCAUCAGCUUCUCACAGCUUUAAGCUGACUUCUGAAGACUCUCAACCAUCUCCUUUCGUCUUUCUUGUUUGA